Molecule: messenger RNA, 611 nt
Organism: Cyphomyrmex costatus
Lineage: Eukaryota; Metazoa; Arthropoda; Insecta; Hymenoptera; Formicidae
Product: 60S ribosome subunit biogenesis protein NIP7 homolog
Exons: 4
Coding region: 1-543 (180 amino acids)
Biological process (GO): ribosome assembly
Cellular component (GO): nucleus
Molecular function (GO): RNA binding
Source: RefSeq, a predicted model, not a curated record
AUGAAGAAAUUAUCAGAGGCAAGAACAAAGCUCGUAUUCGAGAAGCUAACAAAAUACAUCGGCACAAACGUGAAGAACUUGAUUGAUCGGCCAGAUGGUAUUUACUGUUUUCGGGAAAAAAAGGACAGAGUGUAUUAUGUGUCAGAGAAAAUAUUAUCGUUAGCGAGUAACAUAGAAUCUGAUCAUCUGUUAAGUUUAGGCACUUGCUUUGGCAAAUUCACAAAAUCAGGAAAAUUCAGACUACAUAUUACUGCAUUACAUUAUCUAGCACCUUACGCACAACAUAAAAUUUGGGUAAAACCUUCAAUGGAGCAACAGUUUCUCUAUGGAAAUCAUAUUAUGAAAUCAGGCCUUGCUCGUAUGACAGAAGAUAUUUCUCAAUAUCAAGGUGUUGUCAUAUUUUCUAUGAAUGAUUUGCCACUGGGAUUUGGCGUUGCUGCAAAAAGUACAGCCGAUUGUAAAGAAUCAGAUCCUAUAGCAGUAAUUUGCUUUCACCAAGCAGAUAUUGGAGAAUAUAUUCGUUCAGAAGAUACAUUACUAUGACAAAGAUUUACACCUGUUCUCUUUUUUUUUCUUUUUCUCAGAAAACAAGAUAUCUCUAAUUUGUACAA